Molecule: messenger RNA, 1725 nt
Organism: Ctenopharyngodon idella (grass carp)
Lineage: Eukaryota; Metazoa; Chordata; Actinopteri; Cypriniformes; Xenocyprididae
Product: zinc finger protein 239-like
Exons: 2
Coding region: 40-1134 (364 amino acids)
Biological process (GO): regulation of transcription by RNA polymerase II
Molecular function (GO): RNA polymerase II cis-regulatory region sequence-specific DNA binding; DNA-binding transcription factor activity, RNA polymerase II-specific
Source: RefSeq, a predicted model, not a curated record
CUCCAGGUGUAGCAGCUGAAAUCUGUGUGACUGUUAAAGAUGGAGUUUAUUAAAGAGGAGAUUGAAGACAUGAGUGAUCCAGAACCAUCCAGAAUAAAACAUGAAGAAACUGAGGAACAAAUAGACCAGAUGGAAGUGAAGGAGCAAAGACACAAACUAAAUGAUGUAAAGAAACACUGUGACUUCACAACUCAAGGAACAAAAGCCAAAAAGCUGCACACCUGCUCACAGUGUGGAAAGAGUUUCCCAUAUACAUCUGGACUCAGAAUUCAUCUGCGUGUUCACUCUGGAGAACAACUAUUUAACUGUAAUCAGUGUGGUAAAUAUUUUAAAUUGUCAUCAAGUCUAAAACGACACCUGAAAGUUCAUUCAGAUGAGAGCUGUUAUGUGUGUUCUCUCUGUGGAAACAGUUUUUCUUGGCUGGUGAAUUUUAAACAGCACCAGAAAACACAUGAUGAAGUGAAAGAUCAUGUGUGCUUUGAAUGUGGGAAGAGCUUUACUGCAUCUACUCAACUGAAACGGCAUCAAAGAAUUCAUACCGGAGAAAGACCUUAUAAGUGUUCAUCUUGUGACAAGAGUUUCGCUCAGUCUGCACACCUGAAAUCACAUGAGCGAAUUCAUACUGGAGAGAAGCCGUACUGCUGUACUCAGUGUGAGAAGAGUUUCAGAGAUCCAACAGUUUUAAAAGUUCAUCUGCGCAUUCACUCUGGAGAAAAACCAUUUAACUGUAAUCAGUGUGGUAAAGAUUUUAUUUCUUCAUCAAAUCUAAAACAACACUUGAAAGUUCAUUCAGGUGAGAGGCCUUAUGUGUGUUCUUUCUGUGGAAAGAGUUUUUCACGGCUGGACAGUUUUAAACUGCACCAGAAAACACAUGAUGAAGUGAGAGAUCAUGUGUGUUGUGACUGUGGGAAGAGCUUUACAACAGCUUUCAAUCUAAAACAGCAUCAAAGAAUUCAUACUGGAGAAAGACCUUACAAGUGCUCAUAUUGUAACAAGAGUUUCACUUUGUCUGGAAGCCUGAAAAAGCACGAGCGAGUUCAUACUGGAGAGAAGCCGUACCACUGUACUCAGUGUGGGAAGAGUUUUAGACAUUUAUCAAGCCUUCACUUUCAUAUGAAAAAAUGUUGCAAGUGAUCAACAUUAGUUUUCAUGUUAAAUACAUUCAAGUAAAUUCUCAGAGAUAAAAUAUGGAGUUUAUACUGAAAGCACAUUAUCAUUUAAUUUUGUGAAUUUGGUGAAAAGCACUGAAAACUUAAAAGAUUUAAGAUUUGAAGUUUCACCAGUCAACAUCUCUUACACUGUAAAUCAUUGUACUUUUUUCUGUCAGUAUUGAUUGUGUGCUUAGUAGGUCUUAUUUGAAUUAGAUAUAUUCAAUUAAUUUACUUUAUAUACUAAGUGUACUAUAUUGUGGUCUGAUUGUACAUGCAAUUAUGAGAAAUAAAACAAACAUCUUGUCUUGAUUGAUCUAUUUAAUAAACAAAGAGAAUGAGUUGUUUAGUUUUAAUCACAUUAAUGAGUUUAAUCAUAAUACUGUGAUGAAUAUGUUUGGGAUGUACAGCAUUAUUAGCCAAAUGAUCAGGUCUUGUAUCAUACAAAGAGGUUUGAGUUCAUUUUUAUCUUUUAUUUAACAAAAAAAGUUCCAAAGCUUCAGUUCAUCAAAUAUGGUGGAUGUAAUAGAAUCUAUAAAAUAUUAAACAAUAAACAAACUGUUGAUCAUUUGCAUUA